AUGGACCUAGCCAAGAAACGUACUAGCCAAGGGCCCACUCGAGCUUCCGAUUAUCUGCUGGUCUUAGUUAUAGACUGCAGUCUUUAUAUCUGGGGUGACAUAGGCGCGAAUAGCAUGGUAGAUGGGGAGACAAAUCAGACCAGCUUUGCUGCCUGUUUGGACGCUGUGAUGGUUUUCUUGAAUGCAUAUCUUAUGCUUAGUCAGAACCACUCGAUUGCGAUAGUUGCCAGCCACGCUGGUGGUAGUGCACUCGUGUACCCCGAGGAAGUGCCUG
Sphaeroforma arctica JP610 is the source of this 274-nucleotide messenger RNA. RefSeq lists its product as hypothetical. The record is from RefSeq and is a predicted model, not a curated record. Gene Ontology annotation, biological process: nucleotide-excision repair; regulation of DNA-templated transcription. Gene Ontology annotation, cellular component: transcription factor TFIIH holo complex; transcription factor TFIIH core complex. NCBI's taxonomy places the organism in Eukaryota, Ichthyosporea, Ichthyophonida. The transcript has a single exon. The annotation marks the transcript as partial.